AUGGGAAGGCUGGACAUUGUCAAGUACGCCAACGCAAAAGGAUGCCAGUGGCACAGAAUGACAUGCCUGGCUGCAGUCAAAGUGGGUCGUCUUGACAUCCUGAAAUUUGCACACGAGAAUGGCGCUGAAUGGGACGAAAACAUUUGUUAUGCAUCCGCCGAAACCGGGCGGGUGGACAUGCUGAAGUAUGCUCAUGAGAAUGGAUGUCCGUGGCACCAAGACACCUGUUGGAUUGCUAGCAGAAAGGGACACUUGGACAUUGUCCGAUAUGCUCACGAGAACGGCUGUCACGAGAACGGACACCAAUGGGAUGAAUUGAUAUGCUACACUUCCGCCGAACACGGCCGGCUGGAUAUCUUGAAAUAUGCGCACCAAAAUGGGUGUCCCUGGCAUAAAGAGACCACUUGGAUCGCUACUUUCCAAGCCCGAUUGGACAUUGUGCAGUACGCACACGAAAACGGAUGUCCGUGGAGCGACUAUGUGUGCAGCACCGCAGCAGCAAUGGGCAGCCUUGAAAUAUUGAAGUAUGCACACACAAAUGGGUGUGAAUGGGAUGAACUCACGUGUAUUCUUGCUGCGGCCAAAGGCAAACUUGAGUGUCUUCAAUAUGCAUACUGCAACGGCUGUCCUUGGGGUGCUGCAGCUUUGGACUGGGCAUCUAAGGGGAGCCACAAGGACAUUGCUCGCUGGGCCAAAUCUCAUCCCAGCUUACAUAGACAAAUGAAGUAA
This is a messenger RNA of Seminavis robusta, 729 nucleotides long. The record is from the annotation of a GenBank genome assembly. Lineage: Eukaryota; Bacillariophyta; Bacillariophyceae; Naviculales; Naviculaceae.